This is a messenger RNA of Acaulospora morrowiae, 204 nucleotides long. NCBI's taxonomy places the organism in Eukaryota, Fungi, Glomeromycota, Glomeromycetes, Diversisporales, Acaulosporaceae. The record is from the annotation of a GenBank genome assembly.
AUGGCGUCUCUUAGAUUCUUAGGAAAGAACCUCACCUCCAGGAAGAACCUCACCAAAGAAUGGGUCAAACCAAACCCACAUACCAUGGAACAAAUUGAAUAUUCAAACCGCCAGUGCCUGGCCGCACGAAGAACUUCAGAAAGAACCUCACCGCCAGUGCCUGGCCGCAUGAAGAACUUCAGCAAAGUUAACUCAUCAUUUUAA